Ilex paraguariensis (yerba mate) is the source of this 1029-nucleotide messenger RNA. The record is from the annotation of a GenBank genome assembly. NCBI's taxonomy places the organism in Eukaryota, Viridiplantae, Streptophyta, Magnoliopsida, Aquifoliales, Aquifoliaceae.
AUGUCGAAAUCACAAGAGGUGGAGGCUUUUGGAUGGGCUUGCAGAGACCCAUCUGGUGUUCUCUCUCCAUUCAAGUUUUCAAGAAGGACUAUUGGUGAUCAGGAUGUGAGAUUAAAAGUGUUGUAUUCUGGGAUCUGUCGCGGCGACAUUAUGAUGAGCAAGGACUACCGGGGGCGUGAGAUUGUGGGCGUAGUGACCGAAGUGGGCAAGAAGGUACAAAAGUUCAAAGUUGGAGACAAAGGGGGUGUGGGAUGCUUUGUGGGAUCAUGUCGGAAAUGCGAGAGUUGUGCUAACAACCUUGAAAGUCAUUGCCCCGACCAAAUGUCCAUAGGCACUCCCCCUUACAUUGAUGGAAUGAUAAUCCAUGGGGGAUUCUCCGAUCACAUAGUCACUGAUGAGCAUUUUGUGUUUCGUUGGCCUGACAACUUGCCUUUAGAUUCCAACGCUUCUCUCCUCAGUGCCGGAAUCACAAUGUACAGUCCAUUGAAGUAUUUUGGACUUGACAAGCCUGGUAUGCACAUUGGGAUGGUGGGUCUCGGAGGACAUGGCCAUUUAGCUGUGAAAAUUGUAAAGAUUUUUGAAGGUAAAGUGACAGUGAUUAGUACCUCCCUGAAAAGAAUGAGAAAGCUAUUAAAAGUCUUGGUGUUGACUCAUUUUUGGUCAGUAGUGCAGAUUGCAUUGGACACACUAGAUGGUAUCAUUGAUACUGUCCCUGCAGUUCAUCCUCUUCAACCUUUAAUUGACCUAUUAAAAACCCAUGGAAAGCUUGUUAUGAGAGGUGGACCAUUGGAGCCGCUAAAUCUGCCAGUUUGUUCUUUGAUUCUCGGUCGAAAAAUAGUGGCUGGGACCGACUUAGGAGGGUUGAAAGAGACGCAAGAGAUGCUUGAUUUUGCAGCAAAACACAAUAUUACAACAGAUGUGGAGGUUAUUCCUAUAGACUAUGUGAACACGGCAAUGGAGCGUCUUGAGAAAGGCGAUGUUCGAUACCGAUUUGUUCUAGAUGUGGCAAACACAUUGAAGACUACUUAA